Molecule: messenger RNA, 423 nt
Organism: Copidosoma floridanum
Lineage: Eukaryota; Metazoa; Arthropoda; Insecta; Hymenoptera; Encyrtidae
Source: RefSeq, a predicted model, not a curated record
GUUGUUUGGCUCGGGAAAGCUGGAGCGCAAAAUUAUCGUUUGGCUGUAAGCGAAAUCAAAAACCAACUACAAAAAAAACAAAAAAAAAAAAAAACAAUCAAAUAAAAUGGCUGUCAAACUGUUGGCCUUCAUUAUACUCGUUUUGGCUUCUAUAACCGUCAAUGCCCAAAGUCAACCAAACAAUCUGAAUAAAUUCAUUGGUCAGGCUUUUGACGAAAUCGUGGUGUCGUCGCACGAAAUAAGCGUCCUGCGUAAAGCAAAGGAAAAUCGGCAGGGCAAGCAACUGUUAACAAACGUGCCGUCAGGAACAACCAGUUCGCCCCACAAGUUGACGCCUCUUGCGCCCACACUAGUAUCGAACGACGGGACCGGCGAAAUAUCUGACAGGAAACGAAAGAGAAUGGCUCGAGGGGCCGACAAAAG